Entrophospora sp. SA101 is the source of this 363-nucleotide messenger RNA. The record is from the annotation of a GenBank genome assembly. Lineage: Eukaryota; Fungi; Glomeromycota; Glomeromycetes; Entrophosporales; Entrophosporaceae.
AUGUCACAAGGAACUAGUAGAAGAAAUCGCGAUAAUUAUUGGGAAGAAGUAAAAGGCACUGAUCCAGGAUAUAGGAGUCGUAGUGUGAGGAGUUGUGUACUGGCCCUGAAGAGCAUAUUGGAGGUAAUAGGAGAGAUAGAUGUGAAAAAAUUGAAUAAGGUGGUGUUGGAAGAGAAUGAAACAAGGUGCUCAGAUUUAGAAGAUGAGUUGGGCAAUCUUGAGAGUUUGUUGUUGAUAGAGGAUCAAAAAGAAGAUGAGUCAGAAGAUGAGUCAGAGGCCGGGGACAGAAUCAUAGUUGGGCAUGAACUUACUUCAAAACGAUUAGUAAAAAUUUGUUCAGCCUUAAAUGAAGUUGGUAAUUGA